Talaromyces proteolyticus is the source of this 1239-nucleotide messenger RNA. RefSeq lists its product as uncharacterized. The coding region runs from base 132 to 944 and encodes 270 amino acids. The record is from RefSeq and is a predicted model, not a curated record. The transcript is spliced from 4 exons. NCBI's taxonomy places the organism in Eukaryota, Fungi, Ascomycota, Eurotiomycetes, Eurotiales, Trichocomaceae.
CAGCGAUUAAAAUGGGCUGCUGCUCGGCUAAUAGAAAUAUAAAUCGCGUUGGGAACGGCUUUGGUCGAAGUUUCGAACAGCCACAACUCGCUGCGCACCCGACACUACUAUUAAUAUCCUGAUGUGCCAUAAUGGAUCACGAUUCGGAUUAUCCCUUAACCCCCUCGCAGGUCCAGUUCUUCCAGGACCGAGGCUACCUGCUCAUCCGCAAUUUCUUGCCCGCUUCUGAAUCAUCUCUGCUUCAGCAAUGGGCACAGGAAAUUCACGAUCUUCCGCGAACGGAAGAUGUGCCGUGGAUGCCGUACGAGGAAGUCAACGCACAGGGCAAAAAGGUACUGUGCCGCACGGAGAAUUUCGCCAACACACAUGCCGGGUUCAAUAGCUUCCUGCGCGGCUCCCGCGCUGCAAGUGUUUUGGAGCAGUUGGCGGGCGAGAAGAUGUUUCUGUUCAAGGAGAAAAUAAACUACAAGCUUGCUGGCAGUGGCGGUUUUGACCCUCAUAUCGACGCCAACGCAUACACCCACGUAAAGGAUAUCAAACACCUGACCAUUCUAGCCGCCGUCGACGAGAUGACAGGGGAGAACGGUGGUCUUGAAGUCGUCGAAGGAAGUCAUCAUGAAAACAUUCCUCUCGGAAAGGAUCGUUGCAUUGAGAAAUCCUGGGUUGAUGAAAACGCCUGGGUUCCCUGCAGUUUGCAGCCUGGUGAUAUAUUAUUUUUCGGCUCGUAUCUGGCGCAUCGCAGUGGUCCCAAUAAAAGUGCCAAAGACCGACGCGCGAUUUAUGCGACGUAUAAUUGUGCCUCGGAAGGCGAUUUGCAUGAUCAAUACUAUGAAGACCGACGGAAGCUGUGGCCGGCCACUCACCUACGCAAGGAGGGUGUCUCCUACGAGGAAGGGGGAGAGCGAUAUGCAUUUGGAACGCCUAUGUUAACGGUUGAUACAUAGAAGGUAACCAUUUAGAUAUAUUCCAAGUGUAGGGGAAAGAUUGUAAAUGUAAAUCAAGAAUAUAGGGUUAGGGCUAGGGCUACAGAACCUCCACCCUAGUGAUAAGGGCGAUUUCAGAUAAGCCAGUACUCAGAGAGGAAAGAAAGAAUCACCACUAGGUGAUGUUAUUAAUAUUAAGUAGAAGGCUCGAUUUCGCUUUUGAUAAGGUAAAUUGGCGGCACGUGAAUGUAAUCUUCGGACAGCGUUCCGGCGUUGCGUCAAUACCUAGAUUUUUUUUUCCUAUAAAGCUUCUCGC